Molecule: messenger RNA, 3902 nt
Organism: Acipenser ruthenus (sterlet)
Lineage: Eukaryota; Metazoa; Chordata; Actinopteri; Acipenseriformes; Acipenseridae
Product: thioredoxin domain-containing protein 16-like
Source: RefSeq, a predicted model, not a curated record
UUUCGUCAUUGAUUGGCCAGUGGCGGUGUCCGUCGGCGCAGUGUUGCAGGAAGUCAGGUUGGAGCAUGAAAGCGGGGCUUUGAACCCGAAGUCGUGUGGGAUUCAGUGCCAAUCCACCGAUUAAACAUGACCAGACAAGCAAUGCCGUCGUUUCUGCUGCUGCUGCUGCUGCUGCUGUGUGUGACCGGGCUGCGGGGCAGCACAGAGACCGGCUCAGAGCUCACAGAAUUAACAUCAAACGGUUUUAUCAAAGUAUUGGACUCCGGGAAGGCUUCUUUCAUUUAUUUUGGUAAUGCAGUCAACCCGAGCAUCACCCUGUUCCUCGAGCAGUUAGAGAAAUCGGUGGAGGUGCUGGAGGAUUAUGGCAUCUUGGUUGCUAAGGUGGAUUGUGCCAAGGAGAAAGUACCAACAUAUUGUACAAUUGAAAAAGUCUUAAAGAAAGUGUAUUUAUUCAGGGGUGGGGUGAUGCUCCGAAGUUUCGCCACAGACACUGUUUUUGACGAGAACGCCAUUGUAGCUCACGUGCUGUUUGCUCUUCUGUUCAACGAGGUGAAGUACGUGCAGACACCCGCAGAGCUGCAGAACAUCGAGAAGGCAGUGAAGGGGCGGGCGGACGUGGUGCUGGCUCAUGUUCAGGCACUGGGAACAGCAGAGCACAGGGCAGUGAUGGAAGCCGCUUUUGUCUACGGAGCCGAGUACCAGUUUGUGUUGACGAUGGGAGGGACGGUGCUGCAGCACAUGGGUGUUGAGGAGCCGGGCAAGCUGAGCGCUGGACUCUGGUUCCUCCACUGCAAGCUGGUGUCCGGGAGGUGGGAGCCCUGCCACCACAGCGCCCUGAAGAAGCCCCUGAGCACGGUGCAGAUCUACACCUUCCUCAAACUCAUGGACGCGCCGCUCCUGACGGAAGUCUCUGCAGACCCUGCUGAUGUGAAGACGGUGCACAACCAUCUCCAGCCCCCCGUGCUCUUCCUGUUCACUCAGAGAGAGACGCUCGCACUGGACAGGAGCACGGCUGAGUCUGUCGCCUGGAGACUGAGGGGAGAGGCGGGGGUGGUGCUGGUGCACAGGGAUCACCCGGGGGUGAAUGUUCCUGCAGGACACAACGUGGCAUACCGGCUGCCAGCAGAGGGCUCCCGUGUGAAGUACCUGACCCUGCAGGACAUAGAGGGGGUGGUGAGGCUCUUCACAGAGGGGGACAGGGUGGGGCUGGAGCUGGAGGAGGAGGAGGAGGAGGAGGAGGAGGAAGAGCACUGGUCUGUUUUAGAUAUUUUGGAUGACGAGGUGUCUGAGUCUGUGUACAGAGACAGGAGCGUGAACCUGGAGUCCCACCUUGUGCCGGCACUGACAGCUCAGACAUUCAGCACUGCAGUGGCAGCAGCAGGCCACACGGUAGUGCUCUUCUACAACAGCUGGGAUGCCGUGUCCAUGGCCUUCAUGCAGUCUUACCUUGAAGUAGCCAGCAUGCUGAAAGACGUGGCGGAUGUGUCGCUGGCCCUCGUGAACUGCGGCGACUGGACGGAGGUGUGCACCAAUCAGAACGCCAGCCAGAUUCCCACGGUGAUGCUCUUCAACCCCGGCGAGCGGCCGCGACGCUACAACGGCAUGCUGGGAACAGAGAGCCUGCACAGCUUCAUCAGAUUGAGCAGGAUGCCAGCCCCGCUGCGCUUGUCCUCGGAGGACGAAGCAGAGUCCUUCCUCCGAGGGGACCUGUCCCACAGCCUGUCCCCCCACACCCCAGCGCUGGUCCUGGGCUUGUUCAACUCCAGACUGGAGCCAGGCUGCAUGGCGUUCCAGGAGGCUUGCCUGGCCCUGAGGGGGGAGCUUGUGACUGGUAUCUUCGCUGAACCGCAGGCAUCCCAGUGGUCCCAGCAGUACACUACCUCCCUGCCAGCGCUGAUCCUCUCCAGGACCGCCGACUCUCACAUCCACACCCUCCCCCUCCUGAACUCCAGCACAGAGGAGGUCAUCUCCAUCGUAAAGAGGGCUGCCCUGCACCCGCUUCCGGAGCUGACGGUGUUAAACCUGCCCUCCUAUCUGGAGCUGGGCCGGCCGCUACUCAUCCUGUUUGUGGACAGGGACGACAGUGAGAGCGUCCAUGCGAGACAGGAGCUGAGCACACUGCAGGACAGAGGACAGCUGGACCACUACCUGCCCUGCUGGAUACACCUUGCUCGGACCCCAGCAGGCAGGGCUGUGUUGGAGUCGCUCCUGGGCUCUGUCCCCCAUCUCCCUGCCCUGGUCCUUUCUCAGCUCGGCUCCGAGGGAGAGGUCUUCCUGUUCCAAGCACAACGCCCCCUACUGGCUGAGACAGUGCAGCGCUGGCUGAGCAGAGUGCAGAGCAAGGAGGAGGAACCCUCUGGGGUGCUGUCGGAUGAGCAGUGGGGUCCCCCGGUCCCCCUCUUUGAUUUCCUGGCUGUGAUGGACGAGGCAGUGCCAGGCUUUGCUGCCCAGAGGACUGAGGAUGAGGAGGAGGAGGAGGAAGGGGAAGGGGAAGGGGAAGGGGAAGGGGAAAGAGAGAGAGUGGACCCAGACCCAGACCCAGAUCCAGACCCAGACCCAGAGUCCAGCCCGCCAGUCUCCACAGUGCAGCCUCCCCAGCGAUCAGACCCACCCCAGCACCCCCACACCGAGCUCUAACUGCACACUGCGGACAGCUCCAUUCACCCACACACCAACACCAAAUCCAUAUUAAAACACAGCCCAGCUGCUCUACCAGCCAGCGUCAUCCAGGACCUCCUUUGGAAAUGAGGUGCCGGUGGGUUCUCAUCCUGGUUAAAUACCGGAUUAAAUCAAACUGAACAUAACUGACAGCACGCCAGAUUCUGUUUAGUUAUUCCUGUAUUGUUGCAAAGUACUGGUAUUUCAGACGAGCCUUAGUUUCGAUGAGUUGUAUAGAGCUCCAGCUGAUUGCUGAUCAGGUGAUGCAAAGGAAAGAUAAGAAACUGAAUGUGUGUGUACCAGGGGGUUUCAGUGGACUGUGUUUGAGGUGGCAGGCCCUUGACAACCACUGCACUGAAAUGAAUACAUGAACACACGGUGGGGAACAAGACUGCAAAAAAACACACAAAAAAACAACCAAGAACACCACCAUGAGAUGGCGCUGGUGCAGUGAUUGCCCUGCUGUUUCGUCACUCACAGCCUGUAGACGAGAGUCAAGUUUUCUGCCGUGCAGAGCAGGUGUGACAGCAGCAGCCUCUGAAUUAGGGUCCGGGUUGCUACACAGGCAUCGCAGUGCCAUAUUUUUACAGUAACUUUACCUUAAUAUUCACUUAAUAAAACUAUUUGUAGAUUAAUUCUAGUGUGUAUUUAUAGUGUAUAGGUACAUCAUUAACAGAUUUUACACUAAUAUUGAACAGCUUUUACCGUAGUGUGAAAAAACUGAUAAAACCAUGUCAAUAUCAUGAUAAAUCUACCGUCAUUGUGCACAAAACUGCCUGUUAGCCAAUGCGAUCUUGAACACGUUUUGUGAAGCGUUUGCAGAGAUAUUCCACCUGGAUCCGAGUGACUUGCAUUACAGCCACCUGGUAUGAAGAGCGUGGGACAGGGCAGUGUUUACUGCGAGAUCUUGUUUCCUGAAACCUUUCCAUCCAGAAAAGAGAUAUUAAAUUCAGGUUGGCUCGUAGGCUGCCAAAGGGAAAGAAAGAUCAUAUCCUGCUGCCUGUAGAGACUGGGAAAAGAAAUAGGUUUCCUUAACUCUUUCAGGGCUGCAGCUUGAGCUCAGCGGAGCACUGCCCUCUCUGCGGAGAGGAGCGCUCAGCUUUUCCAUGCUGACUGUGAAGCAAUGCAAUCGAAUCGAAUGGCUGCCACGCUAGGAGAGGUGGAUAUAUGGUAUGAUAUAUUCUGUGUAUUGGAAACUGUUAUUUAGUGUUUUGUAAAUAAACCAUUGUCUAAAAAUAUCAUAA